GUGACCGGGGAGAACGUACAAGGGCAUCUAGUGGAAAGGUGGAUAAUAGCAAGAGACUCUAUAUAGGAAGUAAACAGAAGUAUUUUGUAGAGUUGUUCAUCGAGCGUUUCUGCAUGACAGGCGGAAACAGUCCAAUAGGAUAUUUAAAGGCCUACCACACUAACCUUUACCUGUCUGCUGAUCCAAUCAAGGUUCGAGAAGCUCUGGAGGAAGGUAUUGCAGCAGCCACCAUGUUCACCCAGGAGAAGAUCACAGAAGUGUCAGAGACUCAGCUGCGUGUUGCCUUCGAUGGAGAUGCCGUCCUCUUCUCUGAUGAGUCGGAGCAAAUUUACAAAGCCCAUGGACUGGACAAGUUCUUCGAGCACGAGAAAGCGCACGAGAACAAGCCUCUUGACCAUGGACCACUGAAAGGAUUCUUGGAGGCUUUGGGAAAGCUGCAAAAAAAGUUUUAUGGCAAAGGCCAGCGCAUGGACUGCCCUAUCCGGACCUACUUGGUGACAGCUCGCAGCGCAGCCAGUUCUGGUACCAGAGCCCUAAAAACUCUGCGCUCUUGGGGUCUGGAAAUUGACGAGGCUCUGUUUCUGGCAGGGGCACCCAAAGGCCCCAUGCUUGAGAAGAUCAGGCCGCACAUUUUUUUUGAUGACCAGAUGUUUCAUGUGGAGGGUGCUGCAGAAAUGGGGACAGUAGCAUGCCACGUGCCCUAUGGGAUAGCUCAGAGAAUCACCAAGACAGGAAUUAAAGACAGAGAGACGUCUUCAGAAACCAAAUAGACUGGAUGCGUCUGUGCAGAAGUACAGGAGCCCAAAGGGACAUUUCAUUCUGGCUUUUAGCAGCAGAGGAUAUAAGAAGAGUAUUUCAAACCAUAAAAGUGUCCUGACAUGGGUUGAAAAGUAAGAAAACCCCAAAUGAUGCAAUACGUGUAGGCCUAUAUGAUAUUAUAGCCAUGUGAUGUCACUUUAACUGUAUAUUAAUUAUUUCUGCCGAUUAAUGAUAUUUGAGUUCAGAGGGGUAUUUUAUACAUGUUUUGUUUCUUUAUCAGUUCAUAAAGCUCAAAACAUCCAAUUCUAAACCAUUUUAAAACACCUACUAAGUUCUAACCAUGACUUCACUUAUACUUUAGAAAACGUUUACUAAAGCUUUCUUCUGGACUUGAAAGCUCUUUUAUUGGAAUUAGGUAGAACAUGUUUGUGUUGCCAGUUUGAAAAUUUUCAUAUUCUAAUUGGACCAUUUUGCCAUAUUCCCUGGAAAAAUACAAUAUGAUAUCAAUUCAAAUGGGCAAGUUACCGAGGAAAUCAGUAGUCAAAGUCUGGAAGUCUGGGUUAGCAUAUGAGAAGUCACACAGAUCAACUGAAGGCAUCACUUUUUAUUCAGAUUCAUAACUGUGAUCACUUUACUGCUUAUCUGUGACUAUUUGAAACUGGUGCCUUUUACUUGCUAGUUAUGGACUACUUUGUCAGUCUUGCAUGUUGUUGGCAAAUUUAUGUUGUAAAUGUAGUUGUUGCACUGAUGUAUAUGAAUGUAUUUUAAGAUAGCUCAAUUGGUAAAAUAGUAAUAUAAUUGAAUUUAUAUUUACUUUAAAAUGUAUGAUGUUACUAUUAUGUACUACAAAUUAUUUAUAUAUUAAUGUUUUUAGUGUGUUCAAAAUUAAUUUCUGCUUCUUGUUGCUGAAGUGCCAAAAGUUUGCUGUCUCCCUUGUCGUUGCCUGUGUGUUUAUUUUGAAAUGAGUUGGCUCAUUAUUGUUGCUUUCCUGUUGUUGAUUGUGUGUGAGUGUGAGGCAAGUUUGAAUUAUUUGCUCACAUUUGGAAUCUGGCUAGUUCUGGGCAAAAAGAGCACCGUGGACUGUUAUGCAAUCAAAUUUUUCUGUUUCCAGACUAAAGUAAAGAUGGCUGCUUUAAAA
Messenger RNA from Labrus bergylta (ballan wrasse), 1897 nucleotides. Lineage: Eukaryota; Metazoa; Chordata; Actinopteri; Labriformes; Labridae. The record is from RefSeq and is a predicted model, not a curated record.